AUGACUGAAGAUGUGAAGGAACUCUUUAAAGAGCUGAAUGUCAAGUGUAAUGCCAUAGAGCUGGACCUGAUGGAGGACGGAGCCAACUACCAGGACUUGCUGCAUGAGAUGACGGGGCAGAAAACCGUCCCCAACGUCUUCAUCAACAAGAAACACAUCGGAGGCUGUGACAAAACCAUGAAGUUCCAGGUGAAGGAACUCUUUAAAGAGCUGAAUGUCAAGUGUAAUGCCAUAGAGCUGGACCUGAUGGAGGACGGAGCCAACUACCAGGACUUGCUGCAUGAGAUGACGGGGCAGAAAACCGUCCCCAACGUCUUCAUCAACAAGAAACACAUCGGAGGCUGUGACAAAACCAUGAAGGCACACAAAGAUGGCGUCCUGCAGAAGCUGUUGGGUGAAGGCAGUGAGGUGUUCGACUAUGAUCUCAUCGUCAUUGGCGGUGGUUCUGGUGGUCUGGCGUGCUCAAAGGAAGCAGCCGCAUUGGGGAAGAAGGUCAUGGUUCUGGAUUAUGUUGUUCCCACACCGAAGGGCACAACCUGGGGUCUGGGUGGCACGUGUGUGAACGUGGGCUGUAUUCCCAAGAAACUGAUGCAUCAAACGGCCCUGCUGGGUACAGCCGUGGAGGACGCACGCAAGUUCGGCUGGGAAUUCAGUGAUCAGGGUGAGUCGUAUAUUCAGCACGGCCGAAAAUAUGAAGCUCUACAUGGUACACAGCGACUUGGACUUCGCUCUCCCAAUGCUAACAUUGAGUCGUUUUCUGAUCCUCCGUCCAGGAACGGGAAGAUCCCAGUGAACGAUGAGGAGCAGACCAACGUUCCUCACAUCUAUGCCAUUGGAGACAUCCUGGAGGGGAAGUGGGAGCUCACGCCUGUGGCCAUUCAGGCCGGGAAGCUUCUGUGCGAUUAUGUGAACGUUCCCACCACGGUCUUCACUCCGAUGGAAUACGGCAGCUGUGGUUACCCAGAGGAGAAGGCCGUCGAGAUCUACGGACAGGAGAACCUCGAGAUCUAUCACAGUCUGUUCUGGCCUCUGGAGUUCACCGUUCCCGGUCGAGACAACAACAGGUGCUACGCCAAGAUCAUCUGCAAUAAACUUGACAACUGCGAUUAUGUGAACGUUCCCACCACGGUCUUCACUCCGAUGGAAUACGGCAGCUGUGGUUACCCAGAGGAGAAGGCCGUCGAGAUCUACGGACAGGAGAACCUCGAGAUCUAUCACAGUCUGUUCUGGCCUCUGGAGUUCACCGUUCCCGGUCGAGACAACAACAGGUGCUACGCCAAGAUCAUCUGCAAUAAACUUGACAACGAACGUGUGAUUGGCUUCCACUAUCUGGGUCCUAACGCCGGAGAGGUCACUCAGGGCUUCGGAGCCGCCAUGAAAUGUGGAAUUACCAAAGAUCAGCUUGACAACACCAUCGGGAUUCACCCGACAUGUGCUGAGAUAUUCACCACCAUGGAGGUCACCAAGAGCUCCGGCGGAGACAUCACUCAGUCCGGCUGCUGAGGUUAAACCCUGCUCGUUUAACAGGCUGUCAGGACUAGUUUAAACUAGUUUAUUCUAGUGAUUCAUCCCUCUCCUCUUGGCAUAAACACACUCGAGUCUCUUUAAUUAAUCUCAGGUCAUCUGAAGGCGUAACAUCGUGAUCCGCCCUGCUCUUAAAAGGCUUUUGUGUCUCACUGUUGUUCCACAUGUAUGUCACCCUUAACAAACCAUGUGAAGGGUGUGUUGUGGGCGGAGUCUGGGAGCCGCAAUAAGAGGCGGGGCUUCGCUUGCCUAGAGACCAGUGAUUGGGGGAGGAGAUGAUGAUUGACAGCCUGUUAGACAGCGGGGUUACUCUGCUUUAACUGAUUGUCCGAGUCAGAAAUGCACCUGUGCUUUACAUUUUUCUUUCUUACACCUUAUAAACUCAUGCUCGCACAUUCGCGCUUGGUGCUCUGUGACGUUUUAACCCUUACCCCACGUUCAGUGGCGGGUUACGACUGAUGUUUUCUGCACUUGGACUUUAAAUAGAUAAACUCAUGUUAACGAGAACACUGAUCUUUGGCCUUCAGACUCACGAGGGCCGCAUACUUUCGUUUCUUUUGCUUGUAGGAGUACUUUUCUAUAUUUAAUAGUGGUUUGUCUUCAGUUGCUCUGCAUCAUUCCACGUCAGGAUCCUAGUAAGACGGAUUUCACUUCCCGCUCUCAUUAGUUUCUGAUUUAGCUGUCGAGUAACUGAGAUGUGAUCGAAGCGCAAACCAAAUGCAGCAUGUAGAUGCUUCCUUAAAGUAUUUAAACUAACAGGCGUCACUGAGAUCCGUGUGACCGCAAACUCAUUUGUAGUUUGUGAUGCCUGUCAGAGCACUUAGAAAUAUCAAUAAAAUGUGUGUUCAUAUUUUUAUAAAUAUAUCACUGGAUUACAUUACCUGUAUCUGUAUGGAGGUUUCAUUCAAGUAUAGAUGCACGUCUGUUUGUAUUUGUUUGACUUGCUGUUUAUUUGCUUUCUGGAUUAUUUUGUCCUAUUCGUCUCAUCAUUCACUCACUUUUGCUUUCUAAGGAUUGUGUUUAAGGGUCAGAGUUCUUACAUUUACUGUCACUCAGCUCCUGAUAAUUGUACUAUUUCAAUAGUAUCUCUGUUCAAAUUCUAUUCAUGAACUUUAAUAAAACUAUGUACACAA
Molecule: messenger RNA, 2657 nt
Organism: Sinocyclocheilus grahami
Lineage: Eukaryota; Metazoa; Chordata; Actinopteri; Cypriniformes; Cyprinidae
Product: thioredoxin reductase 3-like
Exons: 15
Coding region: 1-1503 (500 amino acids)
Biological process (GO): cellular response to oxidative stress; cell redox homeostasis; glutathione metabolic process
Cellular component (GO): mitochondrion; cytosol
Molecular function (GO): flavin adenine dinucleotide binding; glutathione-disulfide reductase (NADPH) activity
Source: RefSeq, a predicted model, not a curated record